AUGUACAAAGAACAAGCGGAAGAGCGAUAUGCAUCGCUCAUCGGACACGAGUCCCCCUCACAAACAUCCUGGCUUGACGCCCUUGGACUUGGAACUGGUCCAGAGGGCGAUUUCAUACCCCCUUCAAGACGCGGACUUCCACCAGACACGCACAAGUACUUCUUUGCCAUCAAUCUAUACAAUUCGUUCGAUGUCAUACCGGACUUAUUCGCAACCCUCUUUCGCGUCGCCGCUAUACUGGGUUAUCACAAUGUGUACGUGUCAAUAUACGAGAAUGGGUCCACCGAUCAGACGAAGGCGCUUUUGCGUAUCUUUGACGCGCUCUGCCGCUCCGUGGGCAUGCGCAUUACAAUCCGCACGUCGAUGCGUACAAGAGGCGCGUUUAACCACCGUAUUGAAUACCUUGCAGAAGUGCGGAAUGCAGCGUUCGUGCCGCUGCACGAGCUACGGGACGCGGAAAACGAAUAUUUCGACACAAUCAUCUUCAUGAAUGAUGUCUUACCAUGUGUAGACGACCUCCUGGAGCUCAUCUGGCAGAGCCGGAGAAACAAUGCAGGCAUCACAUGUGCGGCAGACUACAUGUACCAUGACGAACUCGGCUCGCCCGUCUUCUAUGAUAACUGGGUGGCCCGUGACAUAAACGGGACUGCGCUGGAAAAUGCGCCUUUUGAGUCGGUCUUUCAUCAUGGUGCCUCUCAAGACCGUUUCCAGCGGCAUCUUCCAAUCCAAGUGCAAUCUUGCUGGAAUGGUAUCGCUAUUCUUGAUCCUGCGCCAUUCUAUACGCCACCGCAUAUACGCUUCCGUAUGGCCCGCAUAGUCGACGGAGAGUGUUCCGCAUCUGAAUGCAGUCUUAUCUGCAACGACUAUUGGGAGUCUGGCUACGGGCGGAUUAUAAUGGUCCCCAGAGUCAAGCUAGCCUACGAUUCGAGGGUGUACAACAUCAUCCACCCGUCAAGGAGGAACCUGACUGCCAUUAGGGGUUAUGUUCGUCUAGGUGGUCUUCCAGACAACCCACGAACAGACCCCCAAGACCGGGCAUGGUUCGGGCCUCAUGACCGCCUGUUUACUGAUGAAGAGAGUCUUCCAUUGGAUUUUGUCCCAGGACCCGAAUACGUGUGGUGCUGGGGAUGGGACGGCGCAGGCGACCUCGACGGACCAGAUGUAGAUCCUAUCUGGGAGCGAAUGCCAAACAAGUCAAUGAGUUCAGACGCGGUACGGGUCCGGCACGAUCGCAACAUGCAUAUGCUAUGA
This is a messenger RNA of Fibroporia radiculosa, 1251 nucleotides long. RefSeq lists its product as uncharacterized. The transcript is spliced from 4 exons. NCBI's taxonomy places the organism in Eukaryota, Fungi, Basidiomycota, Agaricomycetes, Polyporales, Fibroporiaceae. The record is from RefSeq and is a predicted model, not a curated record. The coding region runs from base 1 to 1251 and encodes 416 amino acids.